AUCUACACUCUUUCCCUACACGACGCUCUUCCGAUCUGGGCGCCAUCAUUGCGUUCUUAUGGUGAUGGUGGUUGCGCUCCUGAGUUGGUGAAAUCAGAAAUUUCAAAUAAGUCUUUAAUGUAUUGUUGGCAAAAUAUUGUCAACAAAAAGGAAGAAAAAUCUGUAAUCAAUAAUCAUAUCUCCGGUAGCCUAAAAAUAUUGGACGCAACGGCUAAACAUACUGCAAAUACAAUCGUUUCGAAAGUUUCGAAUCUUCGAGAGAUAGAUGCAGAUGUUAAUGAACGUUCAGAGUCCGAUGAUGAUUUCAGACCUCCAAAAAAGUCCACAAAGCGGAAAAAAAAUUUAUCGUUACGAAAGAGUAAAGAGUCGGUUGAUUCGGCUGUAUCCAAGAAGGUCAGAACCACGAUGGGCAUGCCAUCAUUACCGGUAGUACGAAGAGAGGCAACAGCACAAUCAAAUUCAUCGAAUAAAUCAAGCAUAGUCCGAUAUUCGUCAUCAAAUUCGGAAAGUGGAGGGGCUACAGGAAUUACUAGUGGUAUAAACGAAAUUAAUAGUUUGGAGUAUGAUAGGUCACAUACUCCGCCUCAUCAAAUUCGCUCUGCAUCUGAAAAUCAAGACCUACUUAAACGAUUAAGACAGGAAAAACAGCGAACGAAAUCCACCGAACCAAUCUGUUCGAACAUAAUUGACACAACAAACAAGCUUUUAAUGAAUAGAUUGAAAAUCAAACGCGACUACACAUGGGAUCCUGUCACUAAUGAGGCUACAAAAUAUAUUGAUGAAUUAAUCGAUAACUCUGAUACUCGCGAUAAAUUCCGUUGCAAGCUUCAACUUUCAUAUGUUCCACCAGAUGAAACAUAUUCAUUUAGCAAACACUAUGAAAUAAAAUGGGUUCAUUGUUUUGCUGACAAAUUGGCAUCAUUUUUUGAAGCUCCGCGGAAUCCGCUCUUAAAUAAAAACUCAGAAGGUUGGCUGAAUUGCCAUAUCUUGGCUUCGCUAAUUGAGGAUUGCUUUCUAACAUGCGAGGAAAUUCAAGUUCAUCGAGGUGAAGAGAUGUCAUUGGCAUCUAUUGAGCGUAAAAAUUUAUCAAGGGAAGAAUCGGAAAAAAAGCAAUAUGGGCACAAAAUUGAUAUUAUUUUUCGCAUCGAUGACAUAGAAUAUUUUGGGUCAGAAACGUAUGCUGAUGAAGAUUCACAAAACUCCAAACCGAUUUCCUACAAGCAAAAACUUUUCCGCGAAAUGAAGGAUCAACUAGACCGUCUCUUAAAGAAGCUAAAAUUUACAAGGGAAACGAUUAAGGAGAUAAAGAAUAUUGCUAUACAUGGAAUAAAUCAAGGAGGUCAUAAUGGAAAGAUCUAUGCAAUGUACUACGAUAAUGACCUUCAAUGUUAUUUCGUUUUUGAGACAUGUCGGUAUCGGAUCGGUACUACGUGGGGAAGUAUUCCAGAAAGUCUCAUGUCUUUAAAAGAUAUUCUAUGUUUAAAGACUAGGCUCUCUAUAUUAGAACGGGGAAAUAUCAAAAGUAUUUCUACGGAAGAUGUUUCACAAUCUCCAGUAAAUUAUAACGAUACUCCAAAACAGAUAGUGCAACAAUGUGAUGAUACCCCGGAUUCGAUGAUCCUCAUAUCUCCCGCAGAAACCAUAUCAUUGGAAGAGAAGGAAGGAAGAAAAUGA
Molecule: messenger RNA, 1674 nt
Organism: Acaulospora morrowiae
Lineage: Eukaryota; Fungi; Glomeromycota; Glomeromycetes; Diversisporales; Acaulosporaceae
Source: the annotation of a GenBank genome assembly